GCAUGUUCUUCGAUCACACACGGAGCCCUUGUAGCCAGUUUGGGAGACAGCAUAUCGAUGCUUGCCGUAAGAAUUGUGCCAGCACAAAUUUUGAGGGCUUGAUUUCUUGAACACAAACCAUACCAUCAUGCCGAACUCCAUUGACAUCGCAACGUGCGAAAAAGCGCCCUUCCUGGAGGAGUCACACCGAGCAAGCGCCUCUACCUCAAGUGAAGAUGGCGACGAUUCAAGGCCCAUGUUGGAAAACACAAGUCACCCUUGGAAGGCAAGACAAACAAGAUGGCUAAGAUCGCCUUGGAUGUUCUGUCUAGACCUCUGCUUGAUUGCUCUGGUCUUCAUCUUCGCCGGACGAAGGCUAGAUGCUGGCACGGUGCAGCUUCAGGGUGAUGUCACGGGGUUUGUUCCACACUUUGGUCAGAAGGUCACAGUUUUCCGGUCCCAUCCUGAGUUUAUCUCCAAUCACACAUCGUUGGAUUCUUUAAGAAAGGCGAGACAGGCAUGGAUCGACUUCCUACCUCGUGGACAAGGCUAUAUAGCAGUCAGUACAGAAGACAUGCAAAAGUAUGAUUUGCCAAAGCCAGUUGAAUACAAGGGCAGUUACAGCCUUGGUACUUCAUGGAUGCAUGGACUUCACUGUCUUUACGUUGUUAUGAGUGAAUAUGACAUGCUUGCUAUGGGAAUGAGGCAGCCAGGCUAUGACACCUGGCAUAUGGAUCAUUGCAUUGACUAUCUGCGGCAGCUGAUUGUGUGUAGCGGAGACAUGGCCCUGGCAGGCGGAGACAUUCCUGGGGGAAGCUCAUUCCUGAAUGUGCCACAUGUGUGCAAGAACUACGACCAGAUGUAUAAGUAUUUGGAGGAGCAUCGUGACUCCGAUGCGUACCAAUUUGGCAGCCACGAAACACACUAUGUGCCACCUUGAGAGAGGUAAUCAAAUGGUAGACACUCAGAAUAAAUAGCACACCAAAGCAUUAAGAGUCCAAA
Messenger RNA from Verruconis gallopava, 981 nucleotides. RefSeq lists its product as uncharacterized. Gene Ontology annotation, biological process: mycotoxin biosynthetic process. The record is from RefSeq and is a predicted model, not a curated record. The coding region runs from base 128 to 919 and encodes 263 amino acids. The transcript is spliced from 3 exons. Lineage: Eukaryota; Fungi; Ascomycota; Dothideomycetes; Venturiales; Sympoventuriaceae.